AUGUCCUUGUUUUUAGAAGAAUCUGAAAAAAAUAAAGGUUAAUGGUAUAUUGUAAAACCUUCUGCAUAAUCAUAAGGAAAAGGAAUAUUUGUUACCGAUAAUAUAAACGAAAUUGUAAAAAAGUAAAAUGGAAGUAUGGUUGUUUGUCAUUAUAUUUCUAAUCCUAUGCUUAUUAAUGAUUUAAAAUUCGAUUUAAGAAUAUAUGUUGCUCUAACAAGUAUAAAUCCUUUAAAAAUAUUCAUUUAUGAUGAAGGAUUAGUUAGAUUUGCAACUUGUCCAUAUAAUACAGACAAAAAUUCAAAACCAAGCAAAUUUGUUCAUUUAACAAAUUAUAGUGUUAAUAAAUUAAAUACAAAUUUUGUAGCAAAUAAAGUAUAUUUUUAUUUUUGUCUAUUAAAUAAAUAAAAUUAAAAGGACGCUGAUAAUGAUAAUACAGGAAGUAAAUGGAGUUUAUCAGCUUUCAAAGAUUAUUUAAAGAUAAAUGGCUUUAAUAUACAAUUAAUUUUUGACAGAAUAGAAGAUUUAGUUAUCAAAACUAUACUUUCAAUAGAAAAUAAUACUAAUAAUAGUUUAUAAAACCAUGUUCCUUAUAUGAAUAAUUGCUUCGAAUUGCUAGGAUUCGAUAUUCUAAUUGAUUCAAAUCAAAAACCUUGGCUUUUAGAAGUUAAUUUAUCACCAAGUCUUAAUACGGAUUCGCCUUUAGAUUUAAAAAUUAAAGGAAAUUUAAUUGCUGAUUUAUUUACGUUAGUUGGUAUAGUGCCAAAUGAUUAAAGAUAUUUAAGUGAUUAGACUCAUAUUUUAUUACAAAAUAAUGCCUUUUCAGAAAAAUAAAUAAGCGCUUAAUUAGAAAAUCUAAAUAAUUGGAAUAAAUAUAAAAAUGAGCUUAACAAAGUAGAAAAAUAUAUUAUUAAAGAAUCUGAAGAAGAAUUGAAAAGGUAAUCUUUAUUUUUCUAAUUUAGUUUAUUUAUAUUUAUAUUAAGAUGUAGAAAAUUUAAAAGAAUAUAUCCAAAUGAAAGUUCUUUAAAAUAUAAAAAUUUCUUUGAUGUGGAAAGGCCUUAUAAUGUUUUAUUAAGAAAUUAGUAAUAUUAUAUAAAUAAUUAUAAUUAUAUAUAUAUAAAUAUAUAUAUAUAUAUAUAUAUAUAUAUAUAUAUAUAUAUAUUAUAAUUAUAUAUUCAUUUUUAUUUUUAUUAUUCUUUCUCUUAAAAAAUAUAAUAAAGUGAAAUCGAUAAGUUUAAAGCUAAUAAUUAAAACAGUUAACUUAUUUAUUAAAAUAAUUAUUUAAAAAAUAAUAGAUUUUAAAGUAUUAAUAAUUAAACAGCUUCUUAAAUUCUUUAAAAUAGUAUUUAAAAUAAAAACAAUACAAGCAAAGCUUAUUUUAAAUAUUGA
Messenger RNA from Ichthyophthirius multifiliis, 1386 nucleotides. Its product is annotated as tubulin-tyrosine ligase family protein, putative. The transcript has 3 exons. The record is from RefSeq and is a predicted model, not a curated record. NCBI's taxonomy places the organism in Eukaryota, Ciliophora, Oligohymenophorea, Hymenostomatida. Gene Ontology annotation, molecular function: tubulin binding; tubulin-glutamic acid ligase activity. Gene Ontology annotation, cellular component: cilium. Gene Ontology annotation, biological process: protein polyglutamylation; microtubule cytoskeleton organization.